Messenger RNA from Lachancea mirantina, 1542 nucleotides. The record is from the annotation of a GenBank genome assembly. Lineage: Eukaryota; Fungi; Ascomycota; Saccharomycetes; Saccharomycetales; Saccharomycetaceae.
AUGUUCAACAACGAUUGGAAGCUGUCGAUCAACGCCAAGUCGUUCGAAGCGCUCGACACGUCGUUGUUCAAGAACUACAAGUUUUCGACGUUGGUGAACUUUGCGUUUUUCGUGGUGUUUCUGAGUCUGUUGAAAGCUCUUCUUUUUGUCUCUGACGUUUACACGUGCGUCAAGCUGCUGGCAUUCAAUACCUGGUCCAACAACAUCAUCCAGCCGUACAUUCCGUUCCGGAUCUCGAAGUGGCUGUUCAGCGCGUGCAUCCUGGCGUCCGUGGUGCUUAUGAUCUGGGAAGUGGCGCGCGGAAUCGCGAUCUACCGGACACGAAACAUCUCGCUGACGUACGUCAACAAUUUUUCGAGAGCCGUCUACUCGCUGACGCAGUACGACAAGUUUUGCAUCUACAACAGGAUUACGCCCAAGGGCACGUACCAGCGGGCCGCGUUUUUCACGUUUUUCGAGCUCAAGGACUGCCUGCGACUGCUUUUCGCAGAUACGCCUCGGCAGGUGAUCAACGGGCUGACGCUGUGGUCCGUGCUCAUCGCGGUCAACAGCGGCAGCGAUAUGGGCAAACUGGAGAACUUGAGCGGGCUCAUUGCCAAGAUCGAGACCAUUGCUAAGACGAACCGCGAAGAAGCCGUGAUUUUGUCGUUCAUGCUUUUCUCGUUCGUCGUUUGGGCGUUUUUCAUUUCCAAACUCAUCCUGGCCUGCGUCUGCUCCAUUUUCGUCUACUACCACAUCUUCAACGAACGCAAGUAUGGCGGUCUCAAAGAGUACGUGUGCGUCACUGUGAGCGACAGAGUCGACCAGCUGGUCAAGAAAUACGAAAACAAGCGCAGUUUGGCCAAAACGUUUGCGGGCGGCGUACCUUCUGCCGUUUCGCUACUGCGCGACGACGAUCUCGAGGCUGCGAAACUCAUUCCCAACAAUCCAUACGGUCCAAAACUCGCUGCCAAUGGCGACGAAUCUGUGUUCGAGAGCCGGGAGUUCAGCGGCGAAAGCAAAGAGCUGUCUCUCGACUACGAAAAAGACGCGCUGCAGCCCACGUCCGCGAUCAGAGCCUUGGGCGCUGGCAGGGAAAGACCGGUUGUGGUGGGCCAGCGACUGGAUUCGCAAGAGCUUGUGCCGAAAAAGUUGACCCACACCGAGACGCUCGUAUCUGCGAUCUCUUCAAGAACGCUGCCCAGCGUACACUUCGGCGCAAAUGCCCCCACCAAUGCCAUCGCAGAAAGUUUCCCGCUCGAACCCACAACGACACCGCUACAGCGCCCAAGACCGCCUCCAACACCCGCACUAGACACCGCGUCGUUAAAUUUCGACACCAUAGCCCAUACCGGGCGUGCUCACGUUGGGCCCGCCCACGUUGCGUCCAACCACGUCUAUACCCCGGAACAGGCGUACUUUGGCGGUCGAUUUGUUGAACAACCCGAUGAGCACAGUUACCCGCAGCGGUCUACAAGUGUGCUGGACAGGCGCCAGCACAUAGAGAACGAAGACUACCAGAACUUCAUGUCUCGCGUACAGCAUACCAAUCAAUUUACAUAG